Molecule: messenger RNA, 504 nt
Organism: Fibroporia radiculosa
Lineage: Eukaryota; Fungi; Basidiomycota; Agaricomycetes; Polyporales; Fibroporiaceae
Exons: 4
Coding region: 1-504 (167 amino acids)
Biological process (GO): mitotic sister chromatid cohesion
Cellular component (GO): NatA complex
Molecular function (GO): acyltransferase activity, transferring groups other than amino-acyl groups
Source: RefSeq, a predicted model, not a curated record
AUGUCUUCACCCAUUCAGCGUUCGCCGCUGCGUGUCUCACUCUCGUCCCUCACCCCGAACAACUUGGGGACUGUGCGCAAACUCAACUCGGUUCUCUUUCCCAUCAAAUAUAGCGAAAAGUUUUAUCAAGACAUCCUGCUCCCAGAGGCGGAGGAUUUCUGUAAACUGAUAUACUACAAUGACAUUCCUGUUGGUACCAUAUGUUGCAGGGUAGAGACGGAGAAUGGGAAGACGAGACUGUAUAUCAUGACAAUGGGGAUACUUGCUCCAUACCGCUCAAGAGGAUUGGGCUCACAGAGCCUAGAACAGGUCAUUGCGUCCGCGGCUUCUCAUUUGAAACCCAAGAUUGGCUCAAUAUCACUGCAUGUGCAAGUGUCGAAUCCUGCCGGGAAGGCAUUCUACGAACGUCAUGCAUUCAAGGAAGUGGGGAUUCACCAGGGCUACUAUAAAAAGAUCGUUCCCCAAGACGCAUGGAUCCUUGAGAGACAGAUUGUCGAACCAUAG